UUUAAAAACUAUAUAAAAAAAUUUACAAAACAAAAUGUGAUAAAAAUAUUUUAUUUUAUUAAAUGAUCAACGAAAUCACACAGAUGCAGAUGUCUUCUAUCUCUCAGAUUAUUCGUUCAUGUACAAAGACGAAUUCUUUUCUUAGUGGCAAAGCAGUCCAUGCGCGGCUAAUCAUUUCUGGGUCCAAUCCGGACGUUUAUACAAACAAUCACUUGCUGUCAAUGUACUUGACAUUCCAUGAAAUAGGGUGUGCCCAGAAACUGCUUGACGGAAUGCCAGAACGAAACGUAGUCACCUGGACAACUCUAAUUUCUGUUUAUUCUCAUUUGGAAAUGCCUGAAAAGGCUCUAGGAUGCUUCAGAUCAAUGGUUCUUGAAGACGGGUUUGCUCCAAACCAUUACACUUACGUGGGUGCAUUAUCUGCUUGUAGUAGAUUGAGAGCCACAAGAACUGGGAAAGAGAUACAUGGGAGGAUAGUCAGGGCCGAUAUGUCGUUAAAUAGCUUUGUAUCCAAUUGCCUGGUUAACUUUUAUGGGAAAUGUGGGUUGUUGAGGCCAGCUCGGUUUGUGUUUGAUGCCAUUAUGGAGCCAAACACAGUCACUUGGGCCUCGCUUAUUUCUUGCCAUUGCCAGGGUGGGGAGUACAUGGAGGGAUUGAGGAUUUUCUUGAAGUCUUUAAGGGAGGGAGUGCUGGUCAAUGAAUUCAUUUGUGGGAUUGCUCUGGGUGCUUGUGCUUCAAUGGAGUGUUUGAGACUGGGGAUGGGAAUUCAUUGCCUGAUUGUUAAACAUGGUGUGAAAAUGGAUCAACAUGUCAUCUCCGCGUUGGUGAACUUUUACGUAAAGUGUGGUCAACUUGGCUCGGCACGCGAGGCUUUUAACACGGAAGGUGCACCUGAUUUGCAUGCUUGGACUGCCUUGAUUGGAGGUUGUGUGCAUCUUGGGAAGAGGAGGGAGGCUGUUGAUAUUUUCUGUAGUUUGCUCUCUUCAGGGUUGAAGCCAAGUGAGAGGACAUAUGCAUCUGUCCUUGGAACCUUUGCUGACUUAAGGGAGUUUCAAGUUGGCAAACAACUCCACUCUUUCAUCAUAAAACAUGGAUUCGAUUCGUUCACCUUUGUUUGCAAUGCCUUAGUCGAUUUUUACUCUAUAAGCAAUCAAACCGGUGAGUCUUUGAAGAUUUUUCAAGAAAUGUCCGAACAUGACAUUGUAACUUGGAACACGUUGAUAACUGGAUACAUCCGUUCAGGUCAUUAUGAACAAGCAAUAGAGGUUCUUCAAGAGAUGUUGAUUGAUGAAGGACGGCUCCAGCCUAAUCUUCAUACAUACUCUUGCAUUUUGAGCAUAUGUGGGGAUUUGCCUUCCAUUGAAUGGGGCAAGCAAGUUCAUUGUCAUGCUAUGAAGCCCGAUUUCAUAUCCAAUGUGGUUGUUGGAAGCACUCUGAUUGACAUGUAUGCCAAAUGUGGACGAUUGAGCGAUGCACGAAAAGUCUUUGAUAGAUUACCUUGUAAGAACUUGGUGUCAUGGAACACUAUGCUCGUGGGUUACGCGCAACACGGGUUUGGGCUAGAAGCUAUGGAGGUUUACAAUAUGAUGCGGGAAAACAGGGUUAAGCCUAAUGACAUCACAUUCAUUGGAGUGUUAUCCGCGUGUGGUCAUGGAGGGCUAUUAGAGGAGGGGUUAGACCACUUCAACAGCAUGAAAACUAUGCAUGGGAUCACCCCGAGGACCGAACACUUGGCUUGUAUGGUCGAUCUAUUCGCACGUAAAGGACAUACAAAAAGAGCUUAUGACCUCAUUAACAAAUUUUCUGAAAAACCAGAUAAGGUGGUUUGGCGUUGUCUUUUGUCAGGAUGCAUCACGAAUAAAGAUUUUAUAAUGGGCAAAUACGCUGCAGAGGAGAUUCUAAAAAUUGAUCCAAAUGAUGCAUCAGCCCAUGUUACAUUGUCGAAUAUUUAUGCGAGGUUGAACAUGUGGGAUGAAGCUGCAGAGAUGAGGAAGAUGAUGAAACAAAAAGAACUGAAGAAGGAAACUGGUUACAGUUGGACAGAGUUGCAUAGCAAGAUGUAUUGUUUUUCUUCAAGUCACAAAAUGCAUCUUGGACAGGACAGUAGCAUGAAAGAUUUUUUGAUUGGACUUGCUGCACAUUUAGUUGAUGCAGAAUACAUGCCUGACAUUGACGGACUGGCCUAAUUGAUUCUAUGCACUACUUUACAUGGGGCAUUUAGUCAUCUCUAAGCGGCAACAUGUCACCAAAAUGUCAGUGCCAUUUGAGUGUAAACAUCACAUGAAAUGCCCACAACAUUGAAUAGCAACUAUCACUGUGAAAAAAAAGAAAAUUUAGAGUGCAGACGAAAGCAAUAAAAGGAGAUGCAUAUUUUCUUUCUUCAAGGAGAUUGAGAGACACGAUUACACAAAGAUAAAAAGGAAGAGGAUAUACAGGAAGGUCGACAUCCAGAGCAGAUUUGUUGCCUUUUCACUGCUCGCAUGAACAUCACAGAGCAGACCAUCAAUCUGCGAAUCCGUGACUGCUGGCUUCUUAUUCUGUCUGAUGAUAUUGAUUUGGAUCACGUGAGCACAGCAUAAUACCUUGGCCCUGAUUUUAAAUUCCCCCAUCUGAAAGUAUUCUCUCGUCCAAAUUUCUAUGCAAUAAGGGUUUAAAGCUGGUGUUAAACUGACGCUGGAAGCUGAAGAUGGUUCCAGACACCGGUAAAAUCACACUAUCUUUUCUUCCUUCCAUUCAUCAUCUAUUUAAUCAAAGUAGUAACAGUCUACUUUCUUUAGUAGCUCCUGAAAAUGGUGCUAAUAUAAGGUAUUGUAGUGUUUCUAUGUUGUGCCUGUUUUGACUCAACACACAGAUUAAGAAAGUAAAAAUCGGUCAGUUGAAAUUAAUGCGGAGAAAAGAAAAAUGAUUUGAAUCACAUAAUGCUUGUUAUAACUGCACAAAUGCAUAAGAAAUUGAUACGGAUAAAGAAAAGAGCACGCACAACAUAAUGGAUUUUGAGAGAAACAAGAAAAGAGAAAUAUGAAU
Messenger RNA from Cuscuta campestris, 3024 nucleotides. The record is from the annotation of a GenBank genome assembly. NCBI's taxonomy places the organism in Eukaryota, Viridiplantae, Streptophyta, Magnoliopsida, Solanales, Convolvulaceae.